This is a messenger RNA of Salvia miltiorrhiza (redroot sage), 2656 nucleotides long. Its product is annotated as purple acid phosphatase 2-like. NCBI's taxonomy places the organism in Eukaryota, Viridiplantae, Streptophyta, Magnoliopsida, Lamiales, Lamiaceae. The transcript has 9 exons. Gene Ontology annotation, molecular function: acid phosphatase activity; metal ion binding. The record is from RefSeq and is a predicted model, not a curated record. Bases 1030 to 2415 code for a protein of 461 amino acids.
CUUCUAAGAGUUUGUGUGUACUCAAUUUGAUUUUGUGUACGUACGUAAAAGAAAUUAUGAUUUUCCAAAAACGGUAUAAACCGUAUUUAAAAAUUGAGUCAUUCAGCUGAAAACAAACAUCCACUUUUAUUAGUUGUUUACAAAGGUGUUUCUCAGAAAACUAAUCUAUACCAUAUUGAAAGCAAGAGGAUGUAAUUGGAUGAAAAAAUAAUAUAUGCAUGGAUUUGCACUUGGGUAUAAGAUGAAGACUAAUUUAUUAUAGGAUGUAACUGGAUUUACAAUUUUCUGAAUGAAAUAAAUCAACAUAAAGUUGGAUCAGAAUUAAACAACAUAAAGUAGGAUUAAGUUGCCCUAAAAAUAUUAGGAUCUAAUUAUAAAAGCCAAUAAAAUUACAAAUAUGUGUCAUCAAAAUAUAAAUUUUUAGAUAAGUUUGUCUGAUACAAAUUUUAAUUUGUGCCAAUUAAUUGACCCGGUGGAAUAUUUAUAAUUGUCUCACAAUCCUUAAUUAAUAUACAUAAUAAAGUAUAUAAUUGUCUCCAUAAUGAAUUCGACUAUCCCCAUCAGUGACUUUCCCUCAACCCAACCCUCAAUUAAAAUAUGUAUUUCUCUCUCCUUAAAAUACACAACCCAACUUUGUCUUAUUUCUACUCCCAUCGGUGACAUUCACAUGACCUAAUUAUUUUUCUAUUUUAUAGUAUAAAAUUAAAAGAUAUAUUAAUAUAUAAUUAAAUGGCACCAAUAAAAGAGUGCCACAUGGCGAUGCCAUUCUCAUGACAUUGGGUUAGUUAGCCAACCAAAGUCACACAAAAUUAUAUAUUUUUGAUUUAUUUUACAAUUAUAAGUUUUUGUCUUUUCCCAUGACUUUGGUGACAAAGUCACCAAUGGGAACAACUGAGAUUUUUCGAAAAUGCCACCACGUGCUCGAAAUGAUUUUGCCAUGUCGUGACAAUUUUGCGUCUCUAUAAAUAGAUACACUUUGCAAAACCUUCAUGCACAGCCUCUUCAUUUCUCAAUCCCAAAAUUAAAAAUAUGGCUUCAUUUCUAGCCGUUGUGGCGCUGGUUUUGAGCCUGUUUGCUAACGUGUGCCAUGGGGGAAUCACAAGUCGUUUUGUGAGGAAACUCGAAGAGAGCGUCGAUAUGCCUUUAACAAGCGACGUUUUUCGUGUGCCUCCGGGCUAUAAUGCGCCCCAACAGGUUCAUUUAACACAAGGAGACCAUGUCGGAAAAGCCGUUAUUGUAUCUUGGGUGACGACUGCGGAGCCCGGUUCGAAUGUAGUGAGGUAUUGGAGUGAGAAGAGCCCUAGUCACAAACUAACGGCCAAGGGAACUUUCACAACCUACAAAUACUAUACCUACAAAUCUGGUUACAUCCAUCAUUGUACCGUAGCAAAUUUGGAGUACAACACGAAAUACUACUACCAAGUGGGCAUCGGCCACACGGUGCGGACUUUCUGGUUCAAGACUCCUCCCCCCGUUGGUCCCGAUGUUCCCUACACAUUUGGUCUUAUAGGGGAUUUGGGGCAGACAUAUGACUCGAACUCGACGUUAAGUCAUUACGAGUCGAACCCGGGCAAAGGGGAAGCAGUUUUGUUUGUUGGAGAUUUGUCGUACGCAGACAAGUAUCCGAAUCACGACAACAAUAGGUGGGAUACAUGGGGAAGAUUUGUAGAGAGAAAGAAUGCUUAUCAACCCUGGAUUUGGACAGCAGGCAAUCAUGAUAUUGAUUUCGCACCUGAAAUUGGUGAGGAAGAAACAUUCAAGCCAUUCAAACAACGGUACCCAACACCGUAUAGAGCAUCAAACAGUAGCUCACCACUCUGGUACUCAAUCAAAAGAGCUUCCGCGUAUAUCAUUGUGCUCUCUUCUUACUCCGCAUGCGGCAAGUACAGUCCACAGUAUAAAUGGCUGGAGCAGGAGCUUGAAAAAGUGGAGAGGAAGGAGACGCCAUGGCUGAUUGUGAUGGCCCACGCCCCAAUGUAUAACAGCUACAAUUAUCACUAUAUGGAAGCUGAAACCAUGAGAGUUGUCUAUGAGCCCUGGUUUGUUAAAUACAAAGUUGAUAUUGUCUUUGCUGGCCAUGUCCAUGCCUACGAACGAUAUAAGCGGAUAUCGAAUGUUGAUUACCAGAUUGUGAAGGGAGAGUGCAGGCCCAAAACUGACCCCUCGGCUCCUGUGUAUGUUACAAUUGGCGAUGGAGGAAAUAUUGAGGGCUUAACAAACGAUGUGACAGUGCCGCAACCAGAAUAUUCGGCCUUUCGAGAGUCGAGUUACGGACAUGCGAUUUUAGACAUCAAGAACAAAACGCAUGCUUAUUACAGCUGGCAUCGAAACGACGACGGAUUUGCCGUGAAAGCUGAUUCGAUGUGGCUCCGCAAUCGUUACUGGGAUCCCGUGGAUGAAUCGGAUUCCCUUUGAUCGAUUAAAUCGUGCUUUAUUUUAUGUUCUUUUUAAUGUGUAAUUUUUUUUCCUUUUCUUUUAAAUGUUGUUGGUAGUAUUUUGAACAAUGAAGGAAAAUAAGUUUUUUUUUCGCUCUUCUCAAAACGUUUUUGGGAGAGGGAAAAGAAUAAGUGUUGGAUUUUUUCAGAUUUUGCAACUUUUACUCUCUUUGUUUGGCGGCAUGAGUUGUAUAUAAAUGAUUUAAUAAUUGUGUUUAUUA